Colletotrichum abscissum is the source of this 489-nucleotide messenger RNA. RefSeq lists its product as uncharacterized. The record is from RefSeq and is a predicted model, not a curated record. Bases 1 to 489 code for a protein of 162 amino acids. NCBI's taxonomy places the organism in Eukaryota, Fungi, Ascomycota, Sordariomycetes, Glomerellales, Glomerellaceae. The transcript is spliced from 2 exons.
AUGUCGCAACUCGGAAUGGCCAACACCAUUGCCACUGCUACUGGCGUCCUCGGGUGCGCAUGGUGGGCAGGCGCGGCGGCAUCAUUAUCCAUGUUCAGCAUCCCCGCCAUUCUCCAAACCAGCGCCGAGCCAGGUCAUGCACUGAAGCUGUGGCAACACAUAUUUCUGAACGGCGCGUCGACCGGCCCAAAAGUAGCGCUCGCCGUUACGCUCUCGCUGGCCUACUCUGCAUACGAUCGCUACGACCAGGGUGUUGCGUGGAAGCCGUUUGUUGCCGCUGGAGCUUUGAGUCUCGCCAUCGUGCCCUAUACCAUUAUCUUCAUGUCGUCAACGAACAAUGCGCUCAUGGCCGGUGCACGGGGCAUCGCAACGCUGGGUCUGUCCGAGACCACGGAUUUGUUGAAGAGGUGGCAGGCACUCAACGCCGUGAGAAGCAUCAUUUCCCUUGCGGGCGCCGCUAUCGGUCUGUGGUAUACUGCUUUCCAAUGA